This is a messenger RNA of Musa acuminata AAA Group (dessert banana), 1767 nucleotides long. RefSeq lists its product as uncharacterized. The coding region runs from base 1 to 1767 and encodes 588 amino acids. NCBI's taxonomy places the organism in Eukaryota, Viridiplantae, Streptophyta, Magnoliopsida, Zingiberales, Musaceae. The transcript has 3 exons. The record is from RefSeq and is a predicted model, not a curated record.
AUGGCCCAUCAGAUUGGCGCUAGAAGGAGGGCCGGCGUCCAAAUAUCAAGCGAUCAGCAAAUUUACCCCGGCGGAUCCUCAAAUGCGGAGCUCCCCGCCUUAGGGGAACGGCGUGACGAGACCCACGACGAACGCCCCGCAGCGGUGUCAGAACGCUACUGGCGACUGUUCAACAACCCGGGCUUGUCACCCCCUGGCGGCGCACCCGCCAACUCCUCGCAAGUGUCGCCCGAGGCCUUUCAUGACCUCGCCCACCAGGUCCGAACUCUGACAAGCAUGGUGCAGACCAUUAUCUCCCAACGAACCCCUCCGCGUGCGGCGAGGCCCUCGCAGCAACAGGAGACUCUCGCCCGGACCCACGCACCACCCCCAGAACUUCCGGGCUCGCCUCGAAACCCCACAACCCGACCGGGGAGCAGGGAAGCCGAGGACACGGUGAGCCACCCCGAGCCCGAGGCCCCGACCGCUGACUCGACGAACGCCCUACGGGCCCAACUGCGCCUCGUCAGUCAAAGGCUGGACGAGGUACAACAGGAGGUUCGUAAGUCAAAAGGAGAACCCGGGACGGACGGACACCAAGGAUCUCCGUUCACCCCCGAGAUACAGGAUCAGGCGAUCCCGCCGCACUUCCGCCUCCCUGCCCUGGACGCGUAUGACGGCGCAACCGACCCCGCGGACCAUGUGGCCGCUUUUCGGGCCCAGAUGGCGCUGUUCGGGACUUCAGACGCCCUGAUGUGCCGGGCGUUCCCGACGACCUUGCGAGGACCAGCCCGCGCAUGGUACAGCGGCCUGAAGCCAGGGACCAUCGCCUCCUUCGACCAGCUCGCCAAGGAUUUUGAGCUUAACUUCCUAGCGUACUCCCGACCGAAGCCAUCUAUGGCGUUGCUCUUGGGGCUCAACCAGAAGGAGGACGAGCCCCUUUCUCACUUUGUGAACCGGUUUACGACGCAAAUCCGUGGACUAUCGGAUGCUCACCCCUCUCUCUUGAUGCAGGCCUUCAUGACCGGCCUACGACCCUCCAGGUUCUUCUGGUCGCUCGUGGAAAGGCCCCCCGUUGCGGUCCCUGAGAUGCUCCAACGGGCCAGCCAGUUCAUCGCCGCAGAAACCUGGAUGGUGGGAAAGCGAGAAGAGCACAGAAAGGUCAAGUCGGAGCCGCCCCGACACCAGCAACCCACCACCUCCCGGCGAAAGUUGGACAGGCCUGACCCAAGGCCUCCUCUUCCCGCCUUGAACUCCUCCCGGACGGAGAUAUUCCUACACGAAAGGGGGAAGGGGCUGCUCAGGGACCCCCACCCGAUGAAGAACCCGCGGGAGCUCGCAGACCACUCAAAGUACUGCCGAUUUCAUCGACAGCACGGGCACGACACGGAGCAGUGUUACGAGCUAAAAAGACAAAUCGAGGAGCUCAUCCUCAGAGGCCAUCUCGGCCAGUACCUCCGGUCGAGCAAAGAGCAGUCUCCUCGUCCGGAGGGCCCUGUUGAGCGACACAUCGAUGUCAUAGCCGGGGGCCCCGCAUCCGGAGGAAGUUCUAUGUCGGGCAGGAAGGCCUAUGCCCGGACCGCCCCCGACGAAGCCUCGGGGCGAUGCACCUCGGUCAGCGUGUUCGGCCUGCCUUUUGCAGGAUGUACCUCGAUCAGCGUGUUGGACCUCGGUCAGCGUGUUCGGCCUGGAUUUUGCAGGAUGUACCUCGGUCAGCGUGUUGGACCUGGCUUUUGCAGGAUAUUAGUGUGCCUCGGUCAGCGUUUUGAUCAAUUCCGAGGUGCAUGA